UUGCCUCCGGCCCUGAUCCAGACGACCAAACGAGCUUGGAACGAAAUGUCCAGUCUCUGUCAGCGGUUGUGACGGCGCCGUCGCAACUAUGUGAUUCGUCCCUCCACGGCGCUCUCGGACUACUUUAAUACAAGGACAUUGAUGAGAGUGUGCUGUCAAGCUGAUCCUCCUUCUCUGCUCUCUCGUACCCUCAUACAUAUCUGCGCUACCAAACAUUAUGUCUCAACCCGGCGUCAGCAAGGAUGUGCAGGCGGAAUUGAUGAAAAAGCGCACGCGACGCCGAGACACGGUCAAGGCAGAAAAUGGCGUGGAGAGAAAGCCAUUAGAUCUCUCCGCGCACAACCAAGUACCCUAUCCCGUGCAUUAUUCGCCCGACCUCUUUCUGUAUGAUAACUGGAAUUUCAUCUUCAUGGGCGGCUUGGUCCGUAAUAUCACCGUCCACCGUUUCGAGACACUGCCUACAAAGGUGCUUGACCUGGGAUGUGGAAAUGGCCUGUGGAUCGUCGAAGCUGCGAAGCAGUGGCAGAAUACGAAAUUUGUCGGGUUCGACAUACAAAAAUGUCAACCUGACCUGAUGCGACCAGAAUUGGAGCUGACGGAGAUUGCUGAGCGUGUCGAAUGGGUGCAUGGAGAUUUAUUGGAGACUCUACCGUUUGAAGCAGAGACCUUUGAUUUUGUUCGGGUAUGCGGACUGGGACUCGCCGUCCCUGAAGAUGAAUGGCAAGAUCUGUUUGAAGAAUGUGCACGUAUCUUGGUACCGGGUGGUUUGAUCGAGAUGGUCGAAGACGACCUAAUCUUUCCGAGCACCCGUCUCCCAAAGAAGGACGAGUCAUCUCCAGGAGAACCCAGCAGCGCGAAGAGCUCAUUCAGCGCACCUUCGGCUCCUGCGAGCUCCAAAUACGACACGAGCCAGUCGAGUCUCGGCUUCGUAUCCGUACCUUCGAACAACUCCUCUGAGCACCAACUCAUGCCCCCGCCACUUCUACUGGAGAAGUCGAGCAGCACGGACACGUCGUCGUCAAAGGUCUCUGCAUCCCACGAUCCGGAGCAACAGCCAGUCGAUCCUCGCGAUCAUACGAAACUUAUACAAUCCUGGGAUAACAUGCUGCAUCGCAGAUUCAUCACUCCAAACAUACUAUCGGUCUUGCCAUUCUACCUCUCUGCGUACUUCCACGACAUCCAGUUGAUGCCCACUUUGCAUAUCCUUCUCCCACCCAGCUCGCAGCAGCUGAGCAGCGACGACCCUCUAAGCGUACACCGACAGUUCGUGGAGACACCAACCAAUUUGGCCGAGCUAUACCUCGACCUGAGGACGCACGGGACUCGCUGGUCGACCGACCAUCCUGAGGGUAAUUCCUUACGUUCUCGACAACCAUCCAGAAGCGCUACUAUCACAUCUUGGGCUUCCAUCCAUUUGGCCAGGGGAGUCGAGACCGUUCGCUCUUGCCGAUCCGCUAUGUGGGAGGAAUUCAGAAACGGGAAAGGGUUUGGGGAAAAGCCCGAAAUUGAUGAAGUCAUAUUGCGAGAGGAUUUCGACCUCGCAUGGACGAAUUGGGAAAAUGACAUGAAGGACCGCAUGUCCAUGCGCGCAAAGCUUUACGAAUCGCUUGCCUGGCUGGAAUCAGGCAGCAACGAUCGCCCCGACUGGAAAGUCUGGCGGGAGCGUGCCGGGGAGAUGGAAAUUUCGGACGCAGCCUCGACCUCGUCCUCGUAUAUCGGGCCUGAAAAUCUCUGCAGGUCGAUGCGAGCCUUUGUGGGCGUGAAGCCCAAGGAAUCUUAAGCGUCCGUUAUGCUGGCGGAGCGGAUCGUCCACAUCUUACUUGUCCUCGCGUAUUUACUGAAUUCCGGAUAGGUUGCGUAACACACCACUAAUAGAAGAAUAAAUACUGGGCCUGUUCCAAGUGAGAUGCUCGUGUGCAGCACUAACUCUGUUCCUCGCACGCGCCAUCGUAUCCGUAGACAGACGACAAAAUAGCUCCUGACCUCAGACAGCAUGCGUCGAGACACGUCCAGUGCGGGUGCAUGCAUUACAGUACCACGUGACGCUGUUUCUUAACUCUCUUCUGCAAGGACCAGUGACCGCAUCCACAGACCGAGAUCCCCCUCCCCCCUCAGUAUUCCCGCAUAUCAUGUCCGAGGCAGCAGCCCCUGCGGCAGAGACACCGGCAACGUCGACCGCGCAGGUCGACCUCACGAAAUACAAGGUUGGCGGAUGGUCAGGGGCGU
Molecule: messenger RNA, 2226 nt
Organism: Laetiporus sulphureus 93-53
Lineage: Eukaryota; Fungi; Basidiomycota; Agaricomycetes; Polyporales; Laetiporaceae
Product: S-adenosyl-L-methionine-dependent methyltransferase
Exons: 7
Coding region: 218-1780 (520 amino acids)
Molecular function (GO): methyltransferase activity
Source: RefSeq, a predicted model, not a curated record